This is a messenger RNA of Leopardus geoffroyi (Geoffroy's cat), 1952 nucleotides long. RefSeq names its product PC-esterase domain containing 1B (gene PCED1B). The record is from RefSeq and is a predicted model, not a curated record. Lineage: Eukaryota; Metazoa; Chordata; Mammalia; Carnivora; Felidae. The coding region runs from base 367 to 1659 and encodes 430 amino acids. The transcript has 2 exons.
UGGUGGAGUUGGAAGCCAAAUGAAAGUAACAGGAGUGAGUGGGAGGUGAGGCCCCAGCCACAGCCCGUGCAAAUAACCCGUUUCCAAAGUGGCCUUGGAGGGGAAGCAAAAGAUAGGACUGUCCUGGAGGUGGAGUCAAAGAAGUUUCCUUUCUUUUUGAAAGCAAGAAACCAGAAUGCGUUUAGUGCUUAAGGGAAGGAACCAGCCACAGGAGAGGGAAGAAAAAGUAGAAUGCGUAAUGACCCCCUCUCCAGGGGACAGCGUGGAGCAAAGUUCCUGAGCCGCCAGAGCUGAGCAAUUACCUUCACACCUGAGCAGCAACCUGAAGACCUCCCGCGUAGAGAGGAAAGACCUAGGCGGCGCACCAUGGCCGUCACGGCCCGCCUGCUGGCCACCGACGUGCAGCAGCUGCUCCAUAACAAGUUCGUGGUCAUCCUGGGAGACUCUGUCCAAAGGGCCGUGUACAAGGACCUGGUGCUCCUGCUGCAGAAGGACCUCCUGCUCACUCCCACCCAGCUCAAGGCCAAGGGGGAGGAGAGCUUUGAACGGGACAAGCUGGUGGACGGAGGCCAGCGGGGCCCCAUGCACAACGGCACCCAGUACCGGGAGGUCCGCCAGUUCUGCUCCGACCACCACCUGGUGCGCUUCUACUUCCUGACGCGCGUGUACUCCAGCUACCUCGAGGCCAUCCUGCAAGAGCUGCAGUCCAGCCAGCACGGCCCCCCGGACGUGAUCAUCAUGAACUCCUGCCUCUGGGACCUCUCCAGGUACGGUCCGGACUCCUGGAAGAGCUACCUGGAGAACCUGGAGAGCCUGUUCGAGCGCCUGAGCCAGGUUCUGCCCGAGUCGUGCCUCCUGGUGUGGAACACAGCCAUGCCCGUAGGCAAGAAGAUCACCGCGGGCUUCCUCCCGCUGGAGCACCGGCCUGAGGAUUCCUCCCUGAGAGACAGAGUCAUCGCGGCCAACUUCCACAGCUCUGUGGAAGCGAAGAAACACGGCUUCGAUGUGCUGGACUUGCACUUCCACUUCCGCCACGCGGGGCGCCACCUGCAGCGGGACGGAGUGCACUGGGACGAGCUCGCGCACCGCCGCCUCUCCCAGCUGCUGCUGGCCCACGUGGCCGACGCCUGGGGCGUGGAUCUGCCCCGGCCGGUGGACCCCUGCAUCCGGGAUGGCCCCGCGAGGACCGGACCCGGCCGGGGAGUUGAGCGGCAGCCCCAGGCCAGCCCAGAUCAACCGUCCAUGCCUCCUGCCGGGUACCGCCCCCUGCUCCCACUUCCCCAUCUACCCCCGACCCCGCCUCCCCUCCUGCCGUUGCCCCCACAUCCUCGCCCUUUUCCCUUUCACCCUGUGAUGACCAGAUUCCUGUUCGGUCCCCGAGAUCACUUUUUUGCUUCAGACCAUCCUUUCCAGUCCGAUCAGUUCUCCUCAAACCAUUUCCAUUCAGAUGUCCCCUCACCUACCCAGACAGGAUUUUCCUUUGAAGAUGAUCCCCAGCCACCCAGGCCCCCUUUCCCCACACCCUACCUGCAGCGGGCCCCUGUGGUUCAUAGGGGGUUUCCCCGGUAUGUACCUCGUGGCCCCUAUGUGCCCUGGGGUCGGCGGCCCAGAUCUUCCAAGAGACGGGCCCCAUCCCACCCACAGCCAAGGCCUCAAUAAACUGACUUGGGGGCCUUACUCCUCAUGGUGGACAUGGACUGGGCAGAUCAUCUGACUCUCCUGAAACAGCCUGACCUUGUUAACAGAAGCCUUUGGUCCCUGCUUGGACUUCUUUUUGGUCAUUGCUGUUACUAAUAAUGGCCUAGAAGAGCCCUUCAACCAUUUUUGUUGGCUGUGGCCUUUUCCUCCAAUCGCUGGCGGUGACCAAGCAUUAUUCCUGCCUCUCCACUCCCUGUCCUCUUUGUCUUUUUGUAAACCUAAAAUUGAAAUAAAGAAGUAGUUUCACAAAAGUA